Linum trigynum is the source of this 855-nucleotide messenger RNA. NCBI's taxonomy places the organism in Eukaryota, Viridiplantae, Streptophyta, Magnoliopsida, Malpighiales, Linaceae. The record is from the annotation of a GenBank genome assembly.
AUGGUGGAGGAGCCGCCGCGCGAAGCGCCAAAGGCCGUGGUGACUGGCGACGUGACGACAGCGACGACGCAGGAGGGUGGAGGGCGAUGCAUGGUGCGGCAGGCCGAGGCGCUGGCCCGGAGGCGAGAGGCACCGCUGAACGCGACGGCUGAAGGCGAGAUGGUGCAGGCGACGAAGGAGGCGCAGAAGCAGGGUUGGAUGACUGUGGACGGUGUUGCGGCUCUUGCUACAGUCAAAACCACAAACGCCAAGGAGCCACAAAGAUCCUCGCGGCGGGCCGACGUGGAGGCGGAGGACGCGGCGGAUUAUGGCAGCACGACGACGGUGGAGAACGCCGGGGGCGAUGCUGCUGCUGAACCGCUGCUACUACCAGGGCCGGCCGACGAGGCCAAGGAGAUCGCCGAUGGUAAAGUCACAGGAAAAAAAGGAGAGCCUAUGACUCUUACCGCUGCCAUUCCAAACAUCAUCACCACCACCGAGCAAACCGCCAUCGGAGGCGAAGCUAUCUCCGCCAUGGCAAUCAUAACGCAAGCACCGCCGGUGGCAGCGGAAAACACCAUCGAUAAGGAGGCGAUGUCGAGGACGGCGCUGGGAACACACUGGGAUGGCCGCCGGAAGAGUUGUUUGUCGCCCAUGAAGUUGAAGAAGGAAGGCGGCGGCGGUGUCCCUCGCCCACGGGAGCAGCUUUACCUCUCCGUCCCUAACACACAUCUGCAACAGUCCAUAGUGGGCCAAAGAGUUGCAAGAGCCUGUCAUAGUGGGCUAAAUGGAGUGGGCCAACUGAUAAGGAAAGGGCAGAUUGAGCGCAACAUGUGUUGUGUUUGGAAGGUGGAAGGAGGUGGGCUUAGAGCUUAA